Messenger RNA from Mercurialis annua (annual mercury), 586 nucleotides. Its product is annotated as embryogenic cell protein 40-like. Bases 98 to 580 code for a protein of 160 amino acids. NCBI's taxonomy places the organism in Eukaryota, Viridiplantae, Streptophyta, Magnoliopsida, Malpighiales, Euphorbiaceae. The transcript has 2 exons. The record is from RefSeq and is a predicted model, not a curated record. Gene Ontology annotation, biological process: response to water.
CAAACUAAGCAAAUCUAUUUAAAAUAUAGUUGCUCAAUAUUCUCUGUUCAUAUUAAUUUGUGUUACCUGAUCCGAAUACUGCAACUGCGGAAGCUACAUGGCUGAUUUAAGAGAUGUCCGUGGAAAUCCGGUUCAACUAACAGAUGAACAUGGAAACCCGAUUCAUGAAGUAAUUGAUGAAAAUGGUAACCCGAUUUACAUCACUGGUUUAACCACCUUCAAACCUCUUACCCGGCUCGGUGAUGUUGAAGCAGAAGAGCCAGGGCAGGUGGCAUCUAUUGGUAAUUUGGCUGAUACUACAGACGACGACGAUCGGACCACCAGAGCUGCCGGUGCCGACGAUGGUUCUAAGGAGGUUCAGAGGUCUACUAGUUCAAGCUCUAGCUCGUCGUCUGAGGACGACGGGGAAGGAGGGAGAAGGAAGAAGAAAGGAUUGAAAGAGAAGAUAAAAGAGAAAUUUACAGGAGCAAAGCACAAGGAUGAGCAUGGCCAUGCCGGAAACACCACCGGAGAACACCAUGAGAAAAAGAGUAUGAUGGAGAAGAUCAAGGAAAAAUUGCCUGGCCACCAUAACCACUAAGAAUUA